CGUUGACAAACAAACAGAGAUUUAAGCUUUGGGUUAGCUUUACUUUAGAUGAUCGUCUCUGAGCGAUGGAGGAUCCUCGAAAACAUCAGGUAUCGUUGAGAGGAGCAAGCGCAAGAGAAAUAUCAAGAGAUGCGCUACUCGAGAAAGUUUUUCAAGAGAGAGAGCAUCGCAAUUAUGCUAGAAAAGCUGCAUCCGCUUCAAUCUACAUCCAGAAAGUUUGGCGAAGUUAUAACGAGACUAGGAAAGUGGCUAUCAAAUUCCAAGAUGAAUGGGAAUGUUUGGUGAAAAAUCCAGCAGAGUUUAUGACGGGGGAAUUGAUUUCCAGCAGGGUUUUAAGGCCAUUUAUUUUCUUCAUUAAAUGUUUAUCUAUUCGUCGGCAAAAGAUUCUUCCCAGAGAAUUAAAAUGCACGCAAACUUGCUUUGGCAUACUCUUGGAAAGCAUAAAUUCAACCGAUUCAAAGAAGAAUAUUUGCUCCCUGAUCGUGGCCACGACUGAACUGAGAAGAACAUCCAUGUACCAAAUGCAAAUGCUGAUUUCACUCUGCUCGUUCAUUCUUUCAGAGUGUGAUACGUCUAGUGCAGGGAGUCAAGAUAUUGUCGUUUUGACAUCUCUCGCAUUACGUCUUCUUGUUGUCUUAACUGAUCUGAAAAAUUGGAAGAUUGCUAAUGAUGAGAACAUUAAGGAGGCAGAUGCUGCAGUGAAGAACUUGGUUACCUUUAUGGGAAGUUGUAGAAGUGGCCUUUAUGCAUCUCUGAGAAGAUAUAUAAGUAGAUUGGAUGUUUGUUUUUCUCCUAAAUUGAAAAGUAUUGUUCAGACUGAUGAUAAGUUCUUGAUCAGCGCAAGUGCAAUUACUAUAGCUAUUCGCCCAUUUAGCCUGACAACCUUUAAUAUGGCUGACUGUAGUAAGUUUGAAGUGCAUUCUGCAGCUGAUCAGUUCUGUUUAUAUUUACUUACAAUUCCUUGGCUCACUCAACGUCUACCAGCUGUUCUUCUACCUGCUCUAAAGCACAAAUCUACUCUUUCACCAUGCUUUCAACUUUUACUGAUUUCAAAAGAUAAAAUUGUAAGAAAGAUGUCAGACAUUGAUCAGUCCUGCAUGGACUGUUCUUUGAAUGUAGUUCCACCAGUUGGCUGGGCUCUUGCGAACAUUAUAGCCCUAACUGCUGGGAGUGAGAAUGACUUUCUGCAUUCCGGAGCCUUGAACCAAGGUCUAGAAUAUGCAUCCUAUGUCCAUGUUGUAACCAUUCUUGCAGACAACUUAUUGGCAUGGCUUCAUAAUGCUGGGUGGGAAAAGGUGAAUCAGAAUCUUGAAGGCAAUUAUGGAGCUUAUGAACCACCUGUCAGCAUGCAGGAGAACAACACUGCAAGUGCUUCCUUAAAGACAUCCUUCAUUGACCUAUUUAGACCUGUUUCUCAGCAAUGGCAUCUUAAAAUGCUUUUGGAAAUAUCAAAAGCAUAUGCUCAUACAGAUGAGACCAAGAUCCUAUCUCCAAACAACUUAGAAUCUAUGGAGAACUUGAGAUUGCUUGAUAUUGCAUAUUUCUACUCAUACAUGCUUAGGAUAUUUGCGGCAUUCAAUCCCAUGAUUGGACCAUUUCCUGUUCUCAAUAUGCUAUCUUUCACUCCUGGAUUUCUUGGCAACCUUUGGGGAGUGUUAGAAAGUUCCAUUUUCCAAGGGAAUAGGCACACCUUUGAAGAUGCUAAUCAUUCCAGAAGCAAAGGUUCGGGGAAGAAAAAAAAAGGAAUUGAUAAAAAACUAAAACAGGCCAGUAGUGAUGGAGUUGGUAAAUGGGCCAAUGUAUUGCAGAAGUUAACUGGAAAAUCACAAGUAGAGGUUGAUUUUUCAGAUCCAGCUGGAGAUGAUCAAGUUGACGAGGAUGCUUUUGAUAUUUGGGAUGUAGAGCCUUUCAGGCAUGGUCCUCAAGGCAUUUCAAAAGAUAUGUCUUGUCUUCUUCAUCUGUUCUGUGCCACCUAUUCUCAUCUGCUAUUAGUUCUUGAUGACAUAGAGUUUUACGAGAAACAGGAUCCAUUCACACUGGAGCAACAACGGAGAAUUGCUUCAGUGCUCAAUACACUAGUCUAUAAUGGUCUGUCGUAUAGUGUAGGCCAACAGAAUGCUUCUCUUAUGGAUUCUGCCAUCAGAUGCUUGCAUCUAAUCUAUGAAAGAGAUUGCAGACACCAGUUCUGCCCCCCUGCUUUGUGGCUUUCACCAGCUAGAAGGAGCCGGCCUCCAAUUGCAGUAGCUGCCAGAACUCAUGAAGUUCUAUCAGCUAAUAUCAGAUCAGAGGAUGCUGUAAUUGGUCACAACAUGGGUUCUGUAAUCACCAGUAUGCCACAUGUAUUUCCAUUUCAAGAAAGGGUUCAAAUGUUUAGGGAGUUUAUCAGCAUGGAUAAAGUCUCUCGGAAAAUGGCUGGUGAAAUAUCUGGUCCUGGUUCUCGAUCAAUUGAGAUAGUAAUUCGUCGAGGUCAUAUCGUUGAGGAUGGCUUUCGACAAUUAAAUUCACUUGGUUCACGAUUGAAGUCAUCAAUCCAUGUUUCUUUUGUUAGUGAAUGUGGCCUCCCAGAGGCUGGUCUGGAUUAUGGUGGAUUAUCUAAAGAAUUCUUAACUGAUAUAUCUAAAGCAGCUUUUGCUCCUGAGUAUGGAUUAUUUUCCCAAACAUCAACUUCGGACAGACUUCUAAUACCUAAUGCAGCUGCAAGAUUUCUAGAGAAUGGUAUCCAGAUGAUCGAGUUCCUUGGAAGGGUUGUUGGUAAAGCACUCUAUGAAGGAAUAUUACUAGACUACUCUUUUUCACAUGUUUUUGUGCAAAAGCUGUUAGGCCGAUAUAGCUUUCUUGAUGAACUGUCAACUCUUGAUCCCGAGCUUUACCGAAAUGUUAUGUAUGUCAAGCACUAUAAUGGUGAUGUUGAGGAGCUCUGUCUAGAUUUCACAGUUACUGAAGAAUCUUUUGGUAAACGGCAUGUUAUCGAGCUUAAACCUGGUGGCAAGAAUGUUUGUGUGACCAAUGUGAACAAGAUGCAGUAUGUUCAUGCAAUGGCAGAUUACAAACUCAACCGACAGAUACUUCCCUUUUCAAAUGCAUUUUAUAGGGGGUUAACUGAUCUUAUAUCUCCCUCUUGGUUGAAGUUAUUUAAUGCAAGUGAAUUUAAUCAGUUGCUUUCUGGUGGAGACCAUGAUAUUGAUGUUGAUGACCUCAGAAAUAACACACGGUAUACUGGUGGUUAUUCCGAGGGAAGUCGAACAGUUAAACUUUUCUGGGAGGUUAUGAAUGAUUUUGAGCCAAAAGAGCGAUGCAUGCUGCUAAAAUUUGUGACCAGUUGUUCCCGAGCUCCUUUACUGGGGUUCAGAUACUUGCAGCCUUCUUUCACAAUUCAUAAGGUUGCAAGUGAUGCUCCUCUUUGGGCUGCAAUUGGAGGUUCAGAUGUGGAGCGACUUCCAUCAGCUUCUACAUGCUAUAACACUCUCAAGCUUCCAACAUAUAAGAGGUUAAGCACUCUGAAAGCAAAGCUUCGUUAUGCAAUCAAUUCUAAUGCUGGAUUCGAACUUUCAUAGGGCCCUGAGAUAUUUAAUUGUGCAGGUGGUUUUCCGUUGUCACUGGGCUUUGUAACCAUGUCCAAGAGAGGCUGGUAUAUAUCGAAGACUACAAGUUUGAGUUCCGGAAACUUGUUCUGUAGGCUUAGAGAUGUGCUGUUCAGUUUAUUGUUGAAGGCUAUGGCAUCUUGGUUUAACCUGGCAACACACCCAUUUCUUCCUCCACCAAAUAGGGUGAUCGCUGCGGGUAAAUAACCUGAUGGUGGCAAGGUUGUCCCUCCAAUCUUCCUUGCUCCCAGCCCAUACAGAUUCUGUUUCAAACAUGAAAUAGUUGUGUGCUUUAAAGAAACCGGCAUGUGAGAAGCUCGCUAUUCAUUUUUCAUUAAACAUUUGCUAUGCUUCCAUUAAAAAUGCAUUUCUUCUUACUA
Hibiscus syriacus is the source of this 3961-nucleotide messenger RNA. Its product is annotated as E3 ubiquitin-protein ligase UPL7-like. Lineage: Eukaryota; Viridiplantae; Streptophyta; Magnoliopsida; Malvales; Malvaceae. The record is from RefSeq and is a predicted model, not a curated record. Gene Ontology annotation, molecular function: ubiquitin protein ligase activity. Gene Ontology annotation, biological process: protein polyubiquitination; ubiquitin-dependent protein catabolic process.